UGUGAGUCUGUGAUUGUGAGUAAUUCUCUUGCGCCAACCGCCAUGAUUGUCUCUCACAAGAGUUACACCUUCAUACUUCUCCUUCUUUCUCUUCUAAUCGCCGGUGGAACCUCGCUUCCGACCACCAUUGGCGUUACGUACAACCCUUCCACUAUCCACAUUUCGCCAGAGCGUGUCGUCGAUGCGCUCGAGUCCAUGAAGAUUCCAGCCAUUCGCUUAAUAAGUCCAUCGCCGGCGGCAAUCCGCGCUUUCGCCUACUCUUCCAUCUCACUCCUUCUAUGCGUUCCCAACGAUUUGGUUCAUUUCUUCGCAGCUAAUCGUACUUCUGCUCAGGUCUGGCUUUACAGUCACGUCGUUCCGUUCUAUCCACGGGCCAAAAUCUCCGCUAUCUCAGUUGGAAUGGAUGUUUUCUCGGCCGCCGCUGAUCUCUCCGAUGACAUAAUGCCGGCGAUCAACAAUCUCUACAAAAGCCUCGUUGAACUCGGAAUCCGUCAUAUUUCCGUCUCUACAACUCUCUCGUUUGUUAAUGUCAUUUCUGGCGCAUUUCCGCCAUCUACGGCUGAUUUCCAGGAACCAAUGGCGGGGGUCAUAAUCAAGCCCUUACUUGAUUUCCUCAGAGAGACAAAUUCGUCCUUCAUGGUUAACCUGUAUCCAUAUACUGUCUAUAAGCUCAAUUCGGAUCUUCCAAUUGGCUAUGCUAUAUUCCAGGAGGCUAGGUUUAAUUUCCGUGACGAUACAUUCACCGGAGUCAGGUAUCACAACCUGUUCGACUCAAUGGUUGACUCAGUUAUAGGGGCAAUGGCACAGGCUGGAUAUGAGGAUAUUCCAGUAACAGUGACGGAGACUGGAUGGCCGUCAGGAGCUAGCGGAAUGGAAGCUGAUGCUACUGAAGUCUAUGCUGAGAAAUACAUCAGGGGGCUCAUCGAACACUUACACUCCGGGCAGGGGACGCCACUGAGGAAAGAAGGUGUGGCAGAGACUUACAUAUUUGAAUUGUUCGACGAGGACAAUGUGCAACAAGGGAGCGGAAUAGCAGGGCAGAAAUGGGGAAUUCUCUAUGAGAACAUGACAAAAAAGUUCCAUUUUGACUUGUCUUCUUCAGAAGCAGAGUUUCCUGGAUGGAGACUCGGCUUCUUUUGUCUGUGGUUGCUGCUCUUCUUCUACUGCUUUGCAAGUCGGUACCACUCACCUUAAACUUGAUCUAAAUAAAUAAAUACUUUCUGAUGGUUGUUGAUGAGAAAACUUGUUACUGUUGCCGCUUCUUCUACGAUGAUGAUCUUAACUAGACAGGCAGAUUAAAAAGAAGUCUAUGAAAGAAACUUUCCACUUCUUCUUCUUCCAUGAUGACAGACAGAUUAAAAAGAGAGAGUCUAUGGAACUUUCAUCAUAUACUUGUUGAUAUGUUGUUCUUCAUUGAAUGGAAAUAGUAAGUCUUAGUUCAGCUUAAAAAAUUUAGGUACCUCUGGAUUGUAUCUCAAUUAUCAGUAAUUGCUUGUUAGAUGACUGACUUUAUAAGAAGAAAAUAUGUUUUCAUUCAUAACAAAUACUUCUCUUGCGCCAAAUGGAGUGUUAAAUUGUUUAAAAUGCUUUCUAAAACCGGAGGGGAUGAGAUUUCUGUUUUUAUUGCGACAUUUUAGUAACAAAAAUAGACUGGGAUCCUUAAUUAAAAGAAGAAAAGAAAAAAGAUAUAUGAAUUGCUAGGGCAAGCUUUGCGAAGGAGAAGAACCAUUGGAUGGUGAAGAAGGUCAUUUCCAUGGCAAGAUCGAUGAUGCCUGGUUAUGUAAGAAGAAUGGAAAUAUUUACCUAGUUAGGUAAUAGUUCUAUUUUGCAAACUGUAAUUGUUCAAUGUUAUGCUUGGAAUUUACAAAUUAAGACAUGAUUAUUUUUGUCUAUGAUGCAUUUUUAUAAUAUGAUAUUGUGAAUUUGC
Molecule: messenger RNA, 1927 nt
Organism: Impatiens glandulifera
Lineage: Eukaryota; Viridiplantae; Streptophyta; Magnoliopsida; Ericales; Balsaminaceae
Product: lichenase-2
Exons: 1
Coding region: 43-1194 (383 amino acids)
Biological process (GO): carbohydrate metabolic process
Cellular component (GO): plasma membrane
Molecular function (GO): hydrolase activity, hydrolyzing O-glycosyl compounds
Source: RefSeq, a predicted model, not a curated record